Messenger RNA from Xyrauchen texanus (razorback sucker), 681 nucleotides. It is a transcript of the gene tex36, whose product is annotated as testis expressed 36. The transcript has 4 exons. The coding region runs from base 60 to 653 and encodes 197 amino acids. NCBI's taxonomy places the organism in Eukaryota, Metazoa, Chordata, Actinopteri, Cypriniformes, Catostomidae. The record is from RefSeq and is a predicted model, not a curated record.
CUGACAUAUUAGUUUAGUUAUUUGUUUAUUUUAAAGCCAUAUACACUUCAUUUAAUUCCAUGACAAUGGAUAAACAAGGCAAGAAAUACUUCAACAAGAAUAUAAGUGGAAACUGGUUUAUGCACACUGGUAUGCCACAGACUGAACCAAGGCGUGAGUUGUGCACCAGCACAGGAUCCAUGUUGGCACAUGGAGUUCCUAAAAACCUGACAGAAGGAAUUAAGAGAUAUCCCAAAAUAUUUAACACUCCUGAAAAGAAAACUAUGGGUAGAGAAUAUCCAUUCUCAGUGCAUGAUAACCGUACUGCUCUACAGAACACCAUUCAUGCAUAUGAACAGGGUGUAGGCCGUAAGAAGUGUCUUGACGAACGUCGCCAGCAUAACUCUCAUUACUGCCUGUGCCAUCGCAACACUCUGGUCGAGUCAGGAAAGUGGGACCACUCUGCCUAUGAUAUUGACUUCCUGUCCAAACAGGAAACAGAGUGCACAGACGUCCUCAAAAGGCGUUUCCCCAGAAACCAUUCUUCAAGAUCUCAAAUAAAUGCUGCAGCUCAUACUGGGGAGUGUUUCAUGUGGUUUGGAAGGGCCGACUCUAACCAGCACACUCCACUAAGUGUACUUGCAGAAGCCAACCACUCCGUAACUGCUAAAUAGCAAUACAAUCAGAGAUUAUUAAACUACU